Betta splendens (Siamese fighting fish) is the source of this 3067-nucleotide messenger RNA. RefSeq names its product zinc finger protein 451 (gene znf451). Gene Ontology annotation, molecular function: sequence-specific DNA binding; DNA-binding transcription factor activity, RNA polymerase II-specific. Bases 318 to 2957 code for a protein of 879 amino acids. NCBI's taxonomy places the organism in Eukaryota, Metazoa, Chordata, Actinopteri, Anabantiformes, Osphronemidae. The record is from RefSeq and is a predicted model, not a curated record. Gene Ontology annotation, cellular component: nucleus. The transcript has 13 exons. Gene Ontology annotation, biological process: regulation of transcription by RNA polymerase II.
UUUGAAUAGGUGUCAAUAUGUUCGCUUCUAUGUUUAGCUACACCCGACAGUGAGAAAAAAAAAUAGUGAUAGUUAGCUUUAAUGUCACACUUCGUCCGCACAAGAAGAGCAGGGGGCUGUGUUGCACUGGCGUCGUCUCUGGUUUGUUUUGACGAAUAACCCCGCCCGUGCGGCACAAUUAGCGUAGAAAAGGAGCGCUCCAGUCGCACAUGACGUCGCAGGCAAGGCUUUCUUUAGGUGCGUUUACUUUGAGUUCAGAUGCUGUAGCUAGCUAGCACGCUGUCAACUGCCGAAUCAGCAGCAUAAGAAGCAGAUAAAUGUCUUCUCAAAGCCAAGCAGAAGGAGAUGAGGUGGAAGAAGAUGUGGAGUUUAUUUCAGAGGGUCCCAUCAGACCAGUGUUAGAAUGCAUUGAUUUGCUGACUGAUAGUGACGGUGAGGGCCCUUCAUCGUUUGCAUUUGAAGAUGAAGUCACCCGUCAAAGACAACACGUUACUUCUACACUGGACAGACUGGCGCAUCAGGUGGCGCUAAAGAAAAAGGAGCGAGCUGAUAAGUGUAGAGCUUUCAAGGAGAAGCAGAUCUUACAAAAGGCUCAUGGGCAGCAGGAGUUGGCCUUUAGUUCUCCAAAUGGACUAAAUCAGGAAGCAAAGCGCUGCGUAGACAUGUGGCUGAAGAUGCCAGGUCCUCAGCCUGGAAUGCUCGGUGCAGGUUCUGGAAGGAGACAUAGGCCUUCUUCUUUCCCUGCAAAUAGCUCAACUAGACAAACUUGUCCUGUGAUCAACUGUGGCCGAGUAUAUGACAACGCGUCUCUCCUCGAUGGGCAUUUAAAAAGGUUUGAUCACUCCCCAUGUGAUCCAAGCAUCAAUCUUAAAGGGAGUCCAUCAGAAUUCUUUGCCUGUGUUGCCUGUGGUCAAUAUUUCCAAACCAAAGAAGCAUGGAGGAAACAUCUUGAGACCAAGAUUUCCUCAUCUGAUGCUGGCGAUCACAGCUUCACUCAGACAUAUCAGCGGAUUGUGUGUUUUGCCUGUCCUGCCUGCUACAUCCUUUUCAACCUCCGGGAUGAGUGUCUUCAGCAUAUGUCAGCCAGCAAUCACUUCACCGAUUCACUUCCUAUGACUGAGUCCAGAGAACGAGCUCUGCCAGUUCCUGUUCCACAAUAUGUUAAGAACCGUCUCAUCGCCUUGUGCAAAGAUGCAAUCUUCAAUGUCCGAUGUUCUUUGUGUCACAACGUACUGGCCUCUCAUCAGGCAGCUCAAGCUCAUUUCAAUGUGUACUGCAGACAGGGCUGUGCAGUGGCCAAAGCUGAAAAAACAAUUGUGCAGGUAAUGAAACAGCUCCAAGUGCAAGGGCAGUGCUCCCACUGCUGCAAAAUCUUCCUUAGCCAAGCUGAACUUGAGAAACACAAAGAAUCAAACCAGCAUGAGGUGGAGAUCAAUCACACAAUGGGGAAAGCUCUGCUUCAGCACUGCAGGUUUAGUGAAAUUCAACACACCCAGAGGCCCAAAGAGACACAGGAGAAAAGACAGUCCAUUAGCCUUGGAGUAGCUUUUCAAAAAAGAAACAAAAAGAGGACUAAUAGUGAAGCAUUUCCCUCUAAACGGCAUAGAAUGAGCCUGAGCGGGAGCAGCAACACUAGUGGCAACUUUGCAACAGCAUGGUUCUGUGAGUGUGGCCUGCAGUUCUCCGAGGAGGCUGCAGCCAGCAAUCACCUCCUGGCCGUGAACCAGAUUUUCCAUCAGUGUGGCGUUUGUGGCAAACUCAUGGGGGAGUCUUCCAUUACCCGUCUGCAUAUGAGUCGCUUUCAUGGUGGAGCUCAUCUCUCCAAUUUCCUUUUUUUCUGCCGCAAGUGCAAAGUGGAAAUGCCAAGAUACGAAGAUAUCCUGUUGCAUGUUUCAGAAGUGCACAGCGGACACACCUACUUCACACAGCAAGAUGUACCGGUAGAGCUCGCCUCAGUCACCAGUGCUAAGCCAUCCACCAGCAAGGAAGUGGCCCUGCACUCAUCGCUGAGGUCCACAGUCCAGCAAAGCACAGGAGCGCAGCCUUCAUUAAAAGCUGAGCAGACCUGGAUGUGCAGGAUGUGUGAGGACGUCUUUGACUCUGAGGAGGCUGUGCAGAAACACUGCAGUGAUCUGAGUAGUCACAGCUUCCAGAGAUACAUCUGUGGACACUGCCCUCAGAAGUUUUUCAAGGAGUCCACUGUGCGCAGGCACUGCAUGAAUGAACACAAUGGGGAGAUAAAGAGCUCCCACUUCUGCGGCCUGUGUGACAGCAUGCAGUUUGAGACAGAGGGCGAGUUCUUGGCGCACUAUAACAGUCUACACAGCAAGGACUAUUACUGCAUAGAGGAGGAUGAUGAUGUUGAAGUCGUCCAGCCUGUUGUAGCUGCAAGUGCAAGUCAGCUCACAUGCCCAUGCAUGGGUUCAGAAAGAAGCACAGGUGAUAUGAAAGCUAUAAAUACACAAUGCAUGAGGAAUCUGGCAACUGAAGACAAAUGUCAGUACGUGUGCGCUUCCUGUAGCGUGUCCCUGCCGUCGUAUGCGCAGAUAAAAACUCACGUCCACACAAAACACGCUGCCAUGAACCUGGACAAGACAUUUGAUGUGCUAUGCAAAGUGUGCCAGGAGAGUUUUAUGGGUGUGCCAAGUUUCCAUAAACACUACCACUCUCACCACUGCUCACUGGAACCAUGCGUGAGCUCAAGGACCUGCAGAAAAGACACAAAGGCAGAAUCCAUCCCUGUUAAAAUGCUCAAUGCUGUAGAGAUCAGACCCGACACGCAAGACAUUGAGGACGAAACGCUGGUGAAGUUUUUGAACAUGGGUUCGUCCCACAAAGAGGUUGAAGAACAUAAUUCCGAUGAAGAGAUGAAGGAGGCUCUAUCUUUGAGUUCAGAAGAAGCAAGAGAAUCAGCAGAGUUGGAAGAAGCUCUUAAAAGAAGUCUUUUGGAAUUCUAAGGAAGUCAUUGAUGACUAAUGCAUCACUAAAAACAAACAUUACUUUUAGAUUGUUUGUACAUGUAAUUAUGUUCAAAAAGGUUAAAUAAAUAUUGUUAUUUUACUUGUUA